Molecule: messenger RNA, 1479 nt
Organism: Priceomyces carsonii
Lineage: Eukaryota; Fungi; Ascomycota; Pichiomycetes; Serinales; Debaryomycetaceae
Gene: FUM12
Product: Fum12p
Exons: 1
Coding region: 1-1479 (492 amino acids)
Biological process (GO): fumarate metabolic process; tricarboxylic acid cycle; malate metabolic process
Cellular component (GO): tricarboxylic acid cycle heteromeric enzyme complex; mitochondrion
Molecular function (GO): fumarate hydratase activity
Source: RefSeq, a predicted model, not a curated record
AUGUUGAAACUGACUGCAGCUAUCAAUACACUCUCAAAAAUUCAAGGGAGAUCCUUAUCAUCGGGAGCAAGGGCACUCAAAGAAUACAGAAUCGAAACUGAUGCUUUCGGUGAAAUUAAAGUAGACAACAGUAAGUAUUAUGGUGCUCAGACCGAGAGAUCAAGAGAAAACUUCAAGAUUGGAGGUGCACAAGCAAGAAUGCCAAUUCCAAUCGUGAGAGCUUUUGGUAUCUUGAAAAAGUCUGCGGCUAUAGUCAAUGAAGAGGUGGGCCAUUUGGAUCCUAAAUUGUCGAAGGCAAUCCAAGAAGCAGCUACCGAAGUUUCAGAGGGAAAGUUAGAUGAUCAUUUCCCAUUGGUAGUGUUUCAAACUGGUUCCGGAACUCAAUCCAACAUGAACGCCAACGAAGUUAUUUCCAAUAGGGCAAUUGAAAUCUUGGGUGGAAAAUUGGGUUCCAAGAAACCAGUUCAUCCAAACGAUCACUGUAACAUGUCACAAUCAUCCAAUGAUACCUUCCCAACGGUUAUGCAUAUUGCUGCUGUCACUGAAAUUACUCAUUCUUUGAUCCCGGAGUUGACUAAGUUACGCGAUGCUUUAAAAGUCAAAUCGGAUGAAUUCAAAGACAUCAUCAAAAUUGGUAGAACCCACUUGCAAGAUGCCACUCCAUUGACUUUAGGACAAGAGUUCUCUGGUUACGUUCAGCAAUUGACUAAUGGUAUUGAAAGAAUCGAAAAAACUCUUCCAAACUUGCACUACUUAGCUCAGGGUGGUACUGCUGUUGGUACCGGUUUAAACACCUUUAAAGGUUUUGAUGUCAAGAUCGCUGCCGAGGUCUCUAAAUUGACUGGUUUACCCUUCAAGACGGCCCCUAAUAAGUUCGAAGCUUUAGCUGCACAUGAUGCUAUUGUUGAGGCAUCUGGUGCUUUGAACACUGUUGCCGCAUCCUUGUUCAAGAUUGCACAAGAUAUUCGUUACUUAGGUUCUGGUCCAAGGUGUGGAUAUGGGGAGUUAGCUUUACCUGAAAAUGAACCAGGUUCUUCUAUUAUGCCUGGAAAGGUCAAUCCUACUCAGAAUGAAGCCUUGACCAUGGUUGCAACCCAAGUAUUUGGUAACCAUUCCGCUAUCACUUUUGCAGGAGCUUCCGGUCAAUUCGAAUUGAAUGUUUUCAAACCUGUUUUAAUCUACAACUUGUUAAAUUCUAUCAGAUUACUUUCGGAUGGGGCUUACUCGUUUAGAGUACACUGUGUCGAAGGUAUCAAGGCUAAUAAAGACAAGAUUGAGAAAACUUUGCACGAAUCUUUAAUGUUGGUCACAGCACUCAACCCAAAGAUUGGUUAUGAUGCUGCUUCAAAGACCGCAAAGAAUGCUCACAAGAAAGGCUUGACUUUGAAAGAAUCUGCUUUGGAGUUGGGUGUCUUAUCCGAAAAAGAAUUCGACGAAUGGGUUAGACCAGAGAAGAUGAUUGGACCCUCUGACGUGUAA